UUGGAAUGUUGGAUUUGACGGCAAUUAUUUUGUAGCAUAUGUUAUGACCCAGUACAGUAUGGCUACACAGUCAUUGUGUGUUGAUGCAAGUGAAGAGACAGAACAGUAACAACUGGUUACACGUCGUCCAGCGCUAGCCCUGGCCUGGAUUCAGCGGCAGGAGAUAGGCUAGUGAUACUGAGAUAGGCAUUACAGUACUGGACUGUUCAGGGUUGUGCUGCAGACUGGCUAAACAUUGUAUAGCAAAAAGGCUGGAUCAGCCGAGGAAUUGUUGGUUGCUUGGAUUUGUCAGGCUACCGCUGUCAGUUGCAAUCAGCUGCUCAUUGUUGUCCCCCGCCGUCUAGUCUGGUAAGAUCUAGAUUGUGCGUUCUGUAACCUGUGACUGACUGUGGAGUGUGGACUGUGGAAUUUGUGAGAAUUCUAGGACUUGAGAUCGCUGUCAACGACCCAGACAAGUUGAUCAGUAUCGACCCGCUAGUAGCAAUGACAUCACCCUCGAUAUCACCUCGUAUUAUGGCAAUGAAAUCAACAUUGGCAUCACCCCGUCACACAGCAAUGGAAUCAGCAUCGGCAUCACCCCAGCAAUCGGCUGUGCCAUCAACAUCGGCAUCAUCCCAUCACACGGCUGUGCCAUCAACAUCGGCAUCACCGCGUCACUCGGCUGUGCCAUCAACAUCGGCAUUACCCCGUCACUCGGCUGUUCCAUCAACAUCGGCAUCACCCCAUCAUACGGCAAUAGUAUCAACAUCGGUAUCAUCCCAUCACAUGGCUGUGCCGUCAGCAUCGGCAACAGGCCGACACUCAGCAAUGACAUCACCACAUCAUCACACAGCAUUGUCAUCAGCAGUAUUACCUCACCAUGCCGUCGCGACGGCAUCACCAUCAAUAUCACCUCGCCACACGGCCGUUCCGUCAGCACCGACAUCACUCCGUCAAGCGAUAAUAACAUCACCAUCGACAUCAUCCCGUCACACGGCAAUGGAAUCCGCAUCGGUAUCUACCCGUCAUGCAUCAAUGGCAUCAACAUCCGCACGGCCCCGUUAUGCAGCAAUGGCAUCACGACAUCACACAAAAUUGUCAUCAUCGGUAUCACCCCAUCAUGCCGCCGCGACGACAUCACCCCGCCACUCAGUUAUGACAUCAUCAUCAAAAUCACCCCACCCUGCAGCAAUUACAACACCGCUACCGACAUCAACCCAUCGUGCCGUGACAUCAUCCCAUCACCCAGUUACGUCAUCAAUGACAUCACCCCAUGCUACAGUGACAUCAUCGUUGAAAUCACCUAACCAUGUCGCAGUAUCAUCAUCAUCACCCAGUCAUGCACCAAAGCCGGUGCCAUCAUCAACAUCAGCGCGUUAUGAGCCCCCGAUGGUAUCAUCACCCACCGGUAUUGACCCCUACGCAGAGGAAAACAAAGACUUUCCGGGCAUACCCAGGCGUCCCACAACGCGACGCAAGAAGCUCUCGGACAAGGAGUUAGAGUUUAUUGAACGGUAUCAGCCACAUCGCAAAUCUGAAGACCUGCCCGAAUCCCCAGAAGCUGUACUUCUGCCACAUAUACGCCUUCAGCAACAACAACAAGACCAAGAACAACGACGCCGCAUAAAAUCCAGGCUCGCGCGAAAGGCAAAACCCCCACCAGCGGAAGCAGCACCUCUGCCAGAUCAGGGCGAAAUUGCACGGGCUGAGGCGGAGCUGGAUAAGGCACUUGGUUUUCUGCGAGAGCGCCUUGAAGAGAUCCGCGUCAUGUGCAAGGGCAAGCUCAGCGCGGCUGACCGGGAGGACGUGCAGGAGAAGAUCGCAGAGCUACGGGAAAAGAUUCUGCUCGGCAAAGAGGAUUUCCACGGCAAGCUCAACUACCUGAGCGCAACGGAAAAAAAGAAUCUGAAAAGGGAGACGGUGAGUUUCCUGGUGGAGCACCGUCAAAGACUCGCAGAACUCCGCAGACCUCGCUACGUUAGACAGAAGAAUAUCUGGUACGAACCGGUCUACAAGCAUGCUAUGACACGGGUUAUAUUCCCUGAUGACCUGGCCGAGUACGACAGACCCAGGUAUCCUGAACCUGAGCCGCCAACUAAUGUCGAGAAGAAGGAGAAAUCCCGCGGCCGCGCAGCCACCACCAGGAAGCCUAGACCAAUGCAGUGUCAAAGUGCUAAAGCCUCCUCACUGGCGCAGACACCGUUCCCACGCUGGAAACAAAUCGUUGUAGAAGACGCAUCUGACUUGAAUCAACCGCACCAAGCGCACAACUAUGGUGAUAGCACAGCUUUGUCUCGACAUGGGAGCACUCUGUCGGACUACUCCAAGAAGCUAGCUGAUUCAAUCAACCAUCCGCAGGAUACCAAGCAAUCACUGCAGCACACGACCAAUAGUCAUCACAGACCAUCAACCAAGGCUCAGGCUAGACGGAAGAACUUUGCUCAAUCCUCUCAAAGCACCCGAGAUUCUCAGAAAGACGGGAAACAGUCGCAGGCCGCAGCACAUGUUGACGGUGCCAGGCAGGGCUUCACUCUGCCAAGCAUAGACCUGAAGACCGACACACUGCUCGCUCCCAGGGCCAUGCCAAUAAUGGCGGAUCUGGAACUGUCGCCGAUGCUGGAUGACGAUAUCUCUAGCAUCAGCUGCAGUGAUGACUUUGAUGAUUACUAUGAGGACGGGGGCGCCAUGCCGGAUGCUUGGUCCAAACGCGGGUACAAGGUGCCCACACAACAGCGCAAACCUGAAAUCGGUGCCAGCCCCAAGCACGCCAAAGCUCAACGGAAACCCAGGCCUGGUCCGGCUGAUACGAAUUCUGCAUCUGCCGUCGCGCCGGAACAAGAACCAUUCUGGAAGAGUAACCUGCGCUGCAGCAACGUGAAUCGGCAGGGAAGGAGAACCCUGGAAUCGUCGCAAACUCGCGAUAAACCUCUGGAUGGGCAGAACAUGUGUUUCCGUCAGCGUGCGGUGCGUGUUCACCACACGGCGCAUGACCAUGCGACCAUCCACCAUGAGGCACACCAGCAGCUGCUGCGCCAGGCCAGCCAGAUCAAGGCCAUCAAGGCCAGGAUCUUCAAGCAGAGCGAUGACGACAUCAUCCUCCCGCAGCACGACGACAAUCAUAUCGACGUUGAGGACCAGCUGUACGAGAGCUUAAAGGAAUCACACGAUGCGGCGGCGGCAGCUGCGGCGGCGGCAGAGGCAGCUGCAGUCGCCGGCUUGAAGGACGAUGGGGGUAAACACGGUCGGAAAAUGAUCCACGGCGCUAACCACAUGGACUGGGUGAAGAGAAUGUGCCGGGAGAGAUUCGAGGCCGAGUGGGAUGGCAACGCGGCGGGCGAGGCGGCUGACAAACGUCCGUACGCCGCUUGCGAGAGUUUCGCCGAUGUGUUGAACAUUGCCCGUAAAGAGUCCAGCGUUCAGAUAGCCGAGAUACAGGAACAGGAGGAACUGCUGAACAACGACGAAAUACAAGAUCCAGACAUCGAGGCCUAUCUGGAGAGGGCCGUUGAGCUGACGGGGCGGGUGUUGACCAAGCGUGAGAAGCGUCUUAUACGUGGUCUUUGUCGUGACGCCAAGUAUAAUCAGUUCUACUACAACUUGCCCGAUUUCUUCAAGCAGGAGAGACCCUAUGGACUGGGGGAGAUCAUAUGACCGCACAGACUAUUGGACUUAUAAGGACAAAUUUUCGCUCACGAAAUCUUUCAUUAGAUCAUUCCACCAGCAGGCUUGUUACGUACUAAAUUUCGUUUUUGGUCGAGGUCUGUCACCCCGAACGUUCAGAAAAAAACUUUAGUUUUGUACAAACUUUUAGUAGUUAUUUCGUGCCCCUAACGAAUAUAGCGAAAUUUAAUUCCAAACGAAAAUUAAUUUGUACUUAUACAGUAGUCAACACGAAAACAGAUCAUGUGACUGCUUGUAGUCAACGCACACCCAUGCACGCCCACACACGCCCACGCACACAUACAUACACACACAUGCACAUUGUUCGUACACACAUGCACAUUCUGUGUAAAGAGAUAUUGGGUGGUUGCAAGGGACCACCCAAAAAUGUAAAGAAAUAUCUUCCACUUGUUAACACCUACAUUUGCCGAACGGACUCUGAGUGGAGUUGAAGAGUUUCUUAGGAAACAUUUUUUUUAAAUCAGGACUAUAGUACUUACCGUCCGCUUUCACCAUUGUAUCUUCGCACAAGAAAAUGUGCAAUCGGAUGCAACUACAGUAUGUAUAUG
Sycon ciliatum is the source of this 4208-nucleotide messenger RNA. RefSeq lists its product as uncharacterized. Lineage: Eukaryota; Metazoa; Porifera; Calcarea; Leucosolenida; Sycettidae. The record is from RefSeq and is a predicted model, not a curated record. The coding region runs from base 484 to 3630 and encodes 1048 amino acids. The transcript has 3 exons.